Suncus etruscus (white-toothed pygmy shrew) is the source of this 1908-nucleotide messenger RNA. It is a transcript of the gene LDHD, whose product is annotated as lactate dehydrogenase D. The coding region runs from base 5 to 1462 and encodes 485 amino acids. The transcript is spliced from 11 exons. The record is from RefSeq and is a predicted model, not a curated record. NCBI's taxonomy places the organism in Eukaryota, Metazoa, Chordata, Mammalia, Eulipotyphla, Soricidae. Gene Ontology annotation, biological process: lactate catabolic process. Gene Ontology annotation, cellular component: mitochondrion. Gene Ontology annotation, molecular function: D-lactate dehydrogenase (NAD+) activity; D-lactate dehydrogenase (cytochrome) activity; FAD binding.
UGCCAUGGCUCGCCUGCUCCGGGCUGCUGCUACCUGGGGGCUGUUCCCCGGGAGGGGCUACUGCUCCAGGGGGGCUCAGGGGGAGCUCAGCAAGGGCUUUGUGGAAGCUCUGAAGGCGAUUGUGGGGAGCCCCCAGGUGUCUACUGCCCCUGCGGUCUUGGAGCAGCACGGGCACGAUGAAUCCAUGCACAGGUGCCAGCCCCCAGAUGCUGUGGUGUGGCCGCAGACAGCCGAGCAGGUCAGCCAAGUGGCUGCGCUGUGCUACCAGCAGGGUGUGCCCAUCAUCCCGUUCGGCACUGGCACGGGGCUCGAGGGCGGCGUGUGCGCCGUGCAGGGUGGCGUUUGUGUCAAUCUGACCCGCAUGGACCGGAUCCUGGCGCUCAACACUGAAGACUUCACUGUGGUGGUGGAACCCGGUGUGACUCGCAAGACCCUCAACACCUAUCUACGUGACAGCGGGCUCUGGUUCCCCGUGGAUCCAGGCGCUGAUGCCUCUCUCUGUGGCAUGGCUGCCACUGGGGCUUCGGGCACCAAUGCUGUACGCUAUGGCACCAUGAGGGACAACGUGCUCAACUUGGAGGUAGUGCUGCCAGGGGGCCGACUUCUGCACACAGCGGGCCAGGGCCGGUACUUCCGGAAGAGCGCUGCUGGCUACAACCUCACGGGGCUCUUUGUGGGCUCCGAGGGGACCCUGGGGCUCAUCACAGCUGCCACCCUGCGCUUGCAUCCUGCCCCUGAGGCCACAGUGGUGGCUACUUGCGCGUUCCCCAGCGUGCAGGCAGCUGUGGACAGCACAGUGCACAUCCUCCAGGCUGCGGUACCGGUGGCACGCAUUGAGUUCCUGGAUGAUGUCAUGAUGGAUGCCUGCAACAAGUAUAGCAAACUGAGCUACACGGUGGCGCCCACACUUUUCCUGGAGUUCCAUGGCUCUGAGGACAUGCUGGCUGAGCAACUGCGCCGCUCUGAGGAGAUCAGCAGGCACAAUGGAGCCUUGCACUUCUCCUGGGCCAAGGAGGCGGAAGAGCGUAGCCGGCUCUGGGCGGCAAGGCACAACGCCUGGUACUCAGCGCUAGCGCUGCGGCCAGGGAGCAAGGGCUAUUCAACAGACGUGUGUGUCCCCAUCUCCCGGCUGCCUGAGAUCAUGGUGCAGGCCAAGGAGGACCUGGUGGCCUCUCGGAUCACAGGAACCAUUGUUGGGCACGUGGGCGACGGCAAUUUCCACUGCAUCUUGCUGGUGGACCCCGAAGAUCCUGAGGAGCUCCGCAGGGUAGAGGCUUUUGCAAAACAACUGGGCAGGCGGGCGCUGGCACUCCACGGGACAUGUACUGGGGAGCAUGGCAUAGGGCUGGGCAAGCGGCAGCUGCUGCAGGAGGAGGUGGGUGAUGUGGGCGUGGAGACAAUGCGGCAGCUCAAGGCCACGCUGGACCCCCGAGGCCUCAUGAACCCAGGCAAGGUGCUGUGAGUUCCCAGAAGCCAAGUGCCUGACCUGGAAGAGUCUCCUGGUGUCAGGGGUGAGGGCUGGAAGAUCCCACUACCCCCACCCAGCCUCCAUCUAUCAGCAGCUUUCUUGCAGAGAGCUCUGCACCUGGCUUCCACUUCCCCCUCGUCCCCGGGGACCUCCUUCCCAGAGAAGGGACGUGAUGGCCUUGGAAGGAAAGUGGUCUUCAGGGACGAAGGUUCCCACCUGCCCCUGCCCUGUAGCACUGUCCCCCCAGAGCCUCCUCCGAGGGCCCCCGCAUUCCAGAGGAGAGGAGCGUGUUCUCCCGGUAGCAGGAAGUCUCCUGGCAGCCCGCCUCUUCGCCAUGUGCUGUGUGACGUUCCCAGCUGUGCAGCCAUCACUCAGGAUCUGGGGAUCCCGGGCCCGAGGAGCCGUCAUCUCCGGAGACUUGGGAGUUGUUCCCUCAGUCC